GAAAGGCUAUCUGAAAGUGAGAUCUCUGCAUCUUUUGGCAUCUAACAUUGAAAAUGCUUAAGAUAGCCUUGUUGCUCUUGGCCUUGGCUGUGAUUCAAUUUUCCCAGGGAUCGUCUACCAUGGAAAACAAUCGCAGAGUGAAACGAGGCAGUACGAUUCGUAUGUGUGGAAAAAAUCUUGUUCAGACCCUCAGCCUCUUUUGUAACGGAGAAUAUUAUGAUCCCAAUGAAAAUAGCAACGUGCAGACAAGGGAUGCACGAUACUCAUUGGAGGAUCCUAUCCAGAUUUGGAUAGCUACUACUCUCUCUUCCAUAUAUCGGGACGAAGCUGGUUCUAAGACUGUUCCGGAACACAUUCCUACUUCCCACCUCUUCAAACGAUAUGGACAGGGAGGGAUUGUCGACGAAUGCUGCAGAAAAGCUUGUACUCCCUCUGUUCUCCUUUCUUACUGUAGACAUCCUAAUUAGAUGAUUUGAAAGAUAAUACUUACUAAUGGCAUAUUAACGUUUGUAAUUUCAUUUCUCUUUUAUUAUCUACAAGCUGCUGUUUCUCAAAGAGAUUCUCUUCAAUGAUUUUCACUCAACAUUUCAUUAGAAGAAAAAAGGGGGUUGAAACAUACUUUAAUUUGCUUUCAUUUUUUCAUUUUAGA
Argiope bruennichi is the source of this 649-nucleotide messenger RNA. It is a transcript of the gene Ilp4, whose product is annotated as bombyxin F-1-like. Gene Ontology annotation, molecular function: hormone activity. The coding region runs from base 54 to 467 and encodes 137 amino acids. Lineage: Eukaryota; Metazoa; Arthropoda; Arachnida; Araneae; Araneidae. Gene Ontology annotation, cellular component: extracellular region. The record is from RefSeq and is a predicted model, not a curated record. The transcript is spliced from 3 exons.